This is a messenger RNA of Momordica charantia (bitter melon), 1498 nucleotides long. RefSeq names its product patatin-like protein 3. Gene Ontology annotation, biological process: lipid metabolic process. Gene Ontology annotation, molecular function: glycerophospholipase activity; monoacylglycerol lipase activity. The record is from RefSeq and is a predicted model, not a curated record. NCBI's taxonomy places the organism in Eukaryota, Viridiplantae, Streptophyta, Magnoliopsida, Cucurbitales, Cucurbitaceae.
ACUUUCAGAAGCUUAUCUUCCACAUUCCAAAACUACAAUUGCAAACCAAAAAUAUUCUUCUCUCUCUCUUACAAAUCAAACAUGGCAGCUGAUUUUGCAAAGGGGAAGAUGGUAACAAUUUUGAGUGUUGAUGGGGGUGGUAUUAGAGGCAUCAUUCCCGGAACUAUUCUCGCUUUUCUCGAGUCUAAGCUUCAGGAAUUGGAUGGCCCUGAUGUGAGAAUUGCAGAUUACUUUGAUGUAAUUGCUGGAACAAGUACAGGUGGUUUGGUUACUUCCAUGCUUUCAGCUCCUGACAAGAAUAAUCGACCUCUAUAUGCUGCAAAAGAUCUCACCCACUUCUAUUUAGAACAUGCUCCAAAGAUCUUUCCACAGAGGAAUCAUUUGUUAAGUUCAGUGGCAAAUUUAUUUGGGCAAGUUAUGGGCCCAAAGUACGAUGGCAAAUAUUUGAGGUCAUUGAUAAAUGGACUGCUUGGAGAUCUAACACUUAAGCAAACAUUAACCCAAGUUGUUAUUCCAGCUUUUGACAUCAAGCUUCUUCAACCUGUGAUUUUCACCACAAUCGAUGCAAAAUGGAACGAGUUAAAGAAUCCAAAGUUAGCAGAUGUUUGCAUUAGUACCUCUGCAGCACCAACAUAUUUACCAGGUCAUGAAUUUCAAACUAAAGACUCCAAGGGAAAUACCCGUAAUUUUGAUAUGGUUGAUGGUGGAGUUGCAGCAAACAAUCCAACAUUAGCUGCCAUGACCCAUGUGACAAAAGAGAUCAGCAUAUUGAGACGAAGAAUGGAUCUUUUGAAGAUAAAACCCAUGGAAACAAAAAGGAUGUUGGUGCUUUCUUUAGGAACUGGUACAGCUAAAAAUGAAGGCAAAUAUAGUGCAGCUAAAUCUUCAAAAUGGGGUAUGCUUGGUUGGAUCUACGACGGUGGAGCAACACCUAUAGUUGACAUUUUCAGUGAUGCUAGUUCUGAUAUGGUCGACUAUCAUAUUUCUAGCAUCUUCCAAUCUACACAUUGCCAAAAAAAUUAUCUUCGUAUUCAGGAUGACACACUGAUUGGUGACGUAUCAUCUGUGGAUAUUGCGACCAAAGAGAAUUUAAAGAAGCUUAUAGACGUGGGGGAGAAUUUGCUGAAGAAACCAUUGUCAAGGGUAAAUUUAGAAUCUGGGAAGUUUGAACCAGUUGAUGAAGGUACCAAUGAAGAAGCCCUUAUUGAAUUUGCAAAAAUGUUAUCAGAAGAGAGAAAGCUACGACUAAGUCCUUAAGGCUAAAAAUUUCCUUUUUCAUCUAUGAAAAAUCUGUCAUAUCGUCUCCUGGGAUGGUGCAGUGGCAAAAGUCUUGGGUGUUGUGGUAGCACCUACUAUGGAUUAUUUCGUAUGUUUGUAUCUUGUAUCUUUUAUAAAUUUAUUUGUUACUGUUCCCACGGGCUAAAUGACCUGUAUGCAUUUUUUAAUGAAAGAGAGUUGUUUUUUCAAUCAAGUCUCAUGAAAGUUCUCUUUGGUUGUU